Messenger RNA from Cryptotermes secundus, 599 nucleotides. RefSeq names its product alpha,alpha-trehalose-phosphate synthase [UDP-forming]. Lineage: Eukaryota; Metazoa; Arthropoda; Insecta; Blattodea; Kalotermitidae. The transcript has 3 exons. The annotation marks the transcript as partial. Gene Ontology annotation, molecular function: catalytic activity. Gene Ontology annotation, cellular component: alpha,alpha-trehalose-phosphate synthase complex (UDP-forming); cytosol. The record is from RefSeq and is a predicted model, not a curated record. Gene Ontology annotation, biological process: trehalose biosynthetic process.
CAUAGCUUAUUUUUGUGGUGCCAGGUAACAUUGCUACAGAUUUCUGUUCCUUCUCGAACCGAUGUGAAAGAGUAUCAGGAUCUGAAGGAAGAGAUGGACCAGCUUGUAGGGCGUAUCAAUGGCAGCUUCACCACUUACAGCUGGUCGCCAAUUCGUUACAUCUAUGGCUGUGUGAGUCAUGAUGAGUUGGCUGGUUUUUACCGUGAUUCUGCUGUGGCCCUUGUGACACCCCUGCGUGAUGGAAUGAACCUCGUAGCCAAGGAGUUUGUAGCAUGUCAGAUCAACCAGCCACCUGGCGUUUUAAUUGUGUCUCCAUUUGCUGGAGCUGGUGAAACGAUGCAUGAAGCUCUGAUCUGCAAUCCGUAUGAGAUCAAUGAGGCUGCUGAGGUUCUACACAGAGCUCUCACAAUGCCAGAAGAUGAACGGACAUUACGAAUGAAUUCUCUUCGUCGCCGUGAGAAGGCCAAUGAUGUGAACUUCUGGAUGAAGUCAUUCAUGAAACAGAUGGGCUCACAAAUUGAGGAGGAGGAUGCUGAUGAGGUCAAGUCUGUCACCAUGCAUCCAGUGACCAUGGAUGACUUUGAGGAGUACCUUGCUGA